Microdochium trichocladiopsis is the source of this 2638-nucleotide messenger RNA. RefSeq names its product fungal-specific transcription factor domain-containing protein. The transcript has 2 exons. The coding region runs from base 481 to 2196 and encodes 571 amino acids. Gene Ontology annotation, biological process: positive regulation of transcription by RNA polymerase II; DNA-templated transcription. The record is from RefSeq and is a predicted model, not a curated record. Gene Ontology annotation, molecular function: sequence-specific DNA binding; zinc ion binding. NCBI's taxonomy places the organism in Eukaryota, Fungi, Ascomycota, Sordariomycetes, Xylariales, Microdochiaceae. Gene Ontology annotation, cellular component: nucleus.
GGUGGCCACUGGGCACCGCCGGCGCAUCCACCGAGGGCCACGCAAGCACCUCCGGCAGCGCCGCCGUUGGGCACGGCCGAUCUGUUUCCUACCCACGCCAGGGCCGGAGGGCCGGCAUCCGCCAAUAAUCCAGGCACGGCCGCUGGAUCUUUCCAUGCUGCACUGCAGGCUGCCCCGUCAUCAUCGUUGGUCACAGAGCCUGCCAACAACAUCCACAACGACACCAGUACAUACACCUCGCGGAAUUCCCCGGAGCUAGAGGCAUCCGAGAUUGAUGGCCAGUACCUCGACCAGACAUCGAACCUUGGCUUCCUCCACCGGGCAUGGAGGAGAUUCUCGCGCACCGCCGCCAACAGCGCUCUGCCCCAGGUCCAGAACCCAAACGAGCAGCAUCAGCGGCUCAGCUCGGCAGGCGACGCACCGUUUUCCAGCCCUGGAUUCCAUGAGAUCACCUUGCCCCAUCGGGAGAGGGUGCUGGAGAUGGUGCAGUUCUACUUUGACAACUGCGUGGUGACCUACCGCUGUCUCCACCAGGCAACCGUCGUCCAGUGGGCCGAAGCACUGCUGACCAAUGUCGAGACUGCCCGGCCUUGGCACUACGAGGUCGGCCACGCACGUGCUUCCAUCAUCAUCACCAUCCUGGCCAUCGUGACGCUGAGGCAGGACAAGAUCCGCAACAACGGCACCUCGGAUGUGUCACACAUGUGUGCGCUUGGGGACGCAUUCUUUUGCCUCGCUACAAGUCUGACAGACGUCGAGACCGGGUUGCCCACCCUGGCCUCUGCCCAGGCCAGGAUCCUCCACGUGCUCUAUCUGCUCCAAACCACCCGCAUGAAUCAGGCCUGGUACGUCUUUGGCGGUCUGGUCCCCAUAGUGUCCGCCCUGGGCCUCCACCGCCAGUCCAGUUUCAAGCACAGAACAGGCGGGCCCCACACCCCACGGGACGAUUUCAUUCUUACCCAGUGCAGGAAGCGGACAUUCUGGGUCUGCUACACCAUCGACAAGUAUCUCGCCGUUGUCUUCGGCCGUCCCAGGCUCUACCACGACGAUGAUAUCAAUCAAGGCUUUCCCGACUGUAUCAACGACGAGGACAUGACUACCGAGGGCAAGGCUGACACGGAGCCCAGCAUAGACUGCCACGUCGACUCGCUCAUUGCACAUGCAAAGCUUGCACAGCUCAUCGAUCGCAUCUCGAGGGAGGUCUACUCAGUCAAGAAGGUCCCCAAGCGCGAGAGGCUCGCCUCUGCCCAGCGCCUCGGGCUAGAGUUACACGAAUGGAACAGGAGCUUGCCAUCACACCUCGGAACAGUACGCAUCAGGUCCCUGAUCCCGCCCUUCCGACGCCAGGCGUCCGCGCUCAAGCUCGCAUACUGCCACGCAAUCAUGCACGCCAACCGCCCAUUCUUGCUCGGUGCCGCUUCGCUGAGCGCCGCGCAGCGGAACCGGGUCUCCUCUGUGGUCAGCGGGACAAAGGAUUUGCCCGACAUGAGCCCGCUGGCGAGCAACGCCCCGAGAACGAUGACCCUGCAAGACAGCAUAUCGGAAUGCCUCGGGGCCGCAAAGGUUGCGCUUGAGCUUGUCGACUCCAUGUCACCGGACGGGGCAUUGUUCCACGCAUUCUGGUGGACGCCAUACGUGACGUUCUGCGCGCUUGCUGUCGUCUAUGUCUGGGAGAUCCAGCAGCAACAGUUUCCUGGCUUUGAUAAGCAAGGGGGGGACCAUCCCGCAACGACCAACCACGCCGGGCUGUCGUCCCGAGAUAGGCUGCAAGGCUUGCUCGAACUGGCACAGCGAUGUCAGAGGCAUCUUUCCCAAAGCACGUCUGCGGACAGUCCCAGUCACCGGUACAGCGUCAUCCUGGAGGAGCUGAGGAAAGAGGCGAAACUCCAAGGAGGCGCGCGACCUGUCGAGAACAGCAGCACGAAUGUGGUCCACGCCGCAGAGGAAAUCGCCGCCUCGGCGAUGCUGGCGGAUGGCAUGCCGCCAGGGAUGAGCCAGGACUUCUACGGAGGCAAUAGCGGCGUCGCUGGCGGCACGUUCGUCGGUGGGACCAUCUUUGACGCUUGGCAAACCAGAGACUGGAUGGAUCUAGACUCUUCUGCUUUUGGACCAUAUCCCGAUUUCAUUCACGGCCCGAUGCUUCCCUUGUUGAACGACCUAGGGGAACCAGCAUUCCAACCGUCGCCUCAGAUAUAGUAUUCGGUAGCGAGAUACACCGGUUCCACCACCAUCCCGGGGAUGGGGAUGGUAAAAUAAUAAAGAACGAUAUAUGACCAUCUGGGCAAUGUUGAAGGUGGUGUCGUCUGUCAAGUAGUAUUUGCCCGUAGAUGAGACAUCGAGAGACGGCAUAGCGACAAACCAUGAUGUUCGGGAAGCCCAUUCUCGUCGGUGGCCCAGAGGCAAGCUUUGACCGGGCAGAGAUGGAUCCAAAAUGACGAUUAAUGCGCAAAACUUGCUUGCGCACCUCAAGAGCCGCUGCUCCUCCGUAGGGAGAUGUUGGUUGGCACUGGGGCAGCCUUUUGUGCACUCCUCGUCUGUCUCACCAUUGUCAAACCCUAGCUCAGGCCUGGGGUUGGUCGCUGUUGCUCCUUAGGCGCGUGCCUCCAUGGCAGACGGAAUGUGAUAUCAUCAAACUUUG